Messenger RNA from Aspergillus mulundensis, 1809 nucleotides. RefSeq names its product glutamyl-tRNA(Gln) amidotransferase subunit PET112. Bases 1 to 1809 code for a protein of 602 amino acids. Gene Ontology annotation, molecular function: glutaminyl-tRNA synthase (glutamine-hydrolyzing) activity. Lineage: Eukaryota; Fungi; Ascomycota; Eurotiomycetes; Eurotiales; Aspergillaceae. Gene Ontology annotation, biological process: mitochondrial translation; glutaminyl-tRNAGln biosynthesis via transamidation. The transcript has 4 exons. The record is from RefSeq and is a predicted model, not a curated record.
AUGCUUCGAUCAUGUCUGCGCCAUUGCCCCCGCGCGACCGUCCGCUCUGUAUCCUGUCCGCGAUGCUUGCACCAUGAGCCUCCGCGGAUACAUCUAGCCCGCCAACAAACCUCACUCUCGCCCUCCUUUCUUCAAAUACGCGGUCUUCAAACAUCCACUACCGGGCCGGAAGAACAUGUACCCCUGCGCAAGCAGCUCAAGCAAGGCGCGAAAGCUCUAAAGGCUCAGAAGCGAGAGCGACGAGAACAGGAAGAGGCCUCCCGGCAGAAAUGGGAGUUGACCGUGGGUGUGGAGAUUCAUGCCCAACUGAAUACAGAGACAAAACUAUUCUCAAGAGCACCGACCUUACCCUCCGGACUUCCUAACACGAACGUUGCCCUGUUUGAUCUCGCCUUCCCAGGCAGUCAACCGGAGUUCCAAGCGGCGACCCUCCUCCCUGCCCUUCGUGCUGCCAUUGCUUUGAAUUGCGACAUUCAGCCAGUGAGCCGUUUCGACCGGAAGCACUAUUUCUAUCAUGACCAGCCGGCGGGCUAUCAGAUAACACAAUACUACGAACCCUUUGCCAGAAAUGGCUACCUCGACCUCUUUACCCACGACGGCAUUGCACCGGAAGACGGAGACCGAGUUCGCAUCGGCAUCAAACAGAUCCAACUCGAACAAGACACAGCAAAGUCGCAAGAGUACCCACCAUCCACCCAGCUCCUCGAUUUCAACCGCGUUUCUCACCCGCUCAUCGAGAUCAUCACAAUGCCGCAGAUCCACAACCCCGCCACGGCAGCCGCAUUUGUGCGCAAGGUCCAGGCGAUCCUUCAAUCAUGCAACGCUGUUACUACGGGAAUGGAGGCAGGUGGUCUCCGCGCGGAUGUAAACGUCUCGGUUCGGCUACGGGGUGACGGUUCAGGCGCGCACCAAUACGGCGGCAUUGGCGGCCUCGGUCAGCGCACUGAGAUCAAAAACUUGAGCAGUUUCAAAGCGGUGGAGGACGCAAUUAUUGCAGAGAAGAAUAGACAGAUUACUGUUCUCGAGAGCGGGGGUGUCAUCGAAGGCGAGACACGAGGCUGGACGAUUGGAAGCACCGAGACACGAAGGCUUCGAGGAAAGGAGGGCGAAGUUGACUACCGGUAUAUGCCCGAUCCUGAUAUCCCACCUCUCUUGAUCGGCGAGGAUCUAGUUUCGGCACUUUCAGACAACCUACCGACGGGGCCGGACGCGCUCAUCGACAUGCUGGUCGGCCAGUACGGCCUUCCCAUAGAGGAUGCAAAGCCUCUUAUCGAGCUCGACGACGGGGCGCGACUAGAGUACUACCAGGAUGUUGUCGAUAUCCUGCGUGAUCUCCAGCAAGACCUCGACGCCGAGGCUCAAACGAGUCUCGGCCGCGUGGCUGGCAACUGGGUUCUUCAUGAACUUGGCGGUUUACUCACCAAGGCUGACGUCGCCUGGGAUGCGGAAAUAGUCACAGCGGAAUCCCUUGCGGCGCUCAUCGACCAGCUUCAGCGCAAACGCAUCACCGGCGCGACGGCCAAAAAGGUGCUUGCCAUGUUGUUUGAAGGAGAGCGGCGACCUAUCCUUCAACUACUCGAAGAAGAGAAUUUGAUCCUUCGCCCGCUCUCGCGCGAAGAGUACAUUGCCCUCGCUGAAGCAGCGAUCGAGCUGAAUCCGAAGAUGGUCGAGCAAAUCCGCAGCAAAAACCAGCUUGGCAAGCUGGGCUGGUUCGUAGGCCAGAUGAUGCGCAUGGGCGAAAAGGGCCGUGUGGAGGCUCAGAAGGCCGAUUCAAUCCUACGAGAGCUCAUACUUGGCUCGUCUCAGUAA